Balaenoptera musculus (blue whale) is the source of this 1086-nucleotide messenger RNA. RefSeq names its product BCL2 like 12 (gene BCL2L12). The coding region runs from base 203 to 970 and encodes 255 amino acids. The record is from RefSeq and is a predicted model, not a curated record. Gene Ontology annotation, biological process: regulation of apoptotic process. Lineage: Eukaryota; Metazoa; Chordata; Mammalia; Artiodactyla; Balaenopteridae. The transcript is spliced from 8 exons.
GCCGUCACCAACCUGGCCCAGGGCGCAGGCGCGGGAAAGUUCAACUAAGAAAAGAAAGUUUAUACAAGUUCAGUGGAGGAGGUGGCGGCGGCGGGGCCCGGGACCAGCAGGCUGCGCGGCGAACCAGUAACGGACGGAGGGGAAUGUUUGCUAUGAAGCCUGCUGGGAUUGGUAGUUCUCGACCCUCUACGGACGUGCCCCCAUGGCAGGCUCGGAAGAGCUGGGGCUCCGAGAGGACACGCUGAGGGUCCUAGCUGCCUUCCUAAGGCGGGGUGAGGCUGCGGGGUCUCCCAUUCCGACCCCACCCAGGAGCCCUGCCCAAGAGGAGCCAACAGACUUCCUGAGCCGCCUUCGAAGAUGUCUUCCCUGCUCCCUGGGGCGAGGAGCAGUUCCCCCUGAGUCCCCUCGGCCUUGCUCCCUGCCCCUCCGGCCAUGCUAUGGUUCAGAGCCUGGCCCAGCUACUCCAGAUUUCUAUGCCCUGGUGGCCCAGCGGCUGGAACAGCUGGUCCAAGAGCAACUGAAAUCCCCACCUAGCCCAGAAUUACAGGGUCACGCACCCACAGAGAAGGAAGCCCUGCUGCGAAAGCUGGUGGCCUUGCUGGAGGAAGAGGCGGAAGUCAUCAACCAGAAGCUGGCCUCAGACCCCGCCCUGCGGCGCAAGCUGGCCCGCCUCUCCGCCGGUUCCUUCAGCCGCCUAGUGGAGCUCUUCUCUAGCCGGGAGGGCAACCCUCGCCCAAGCCAAGCACGCCCCUCGCUGCCGUGCCCCGGGCCCCCACCGCCUUCCCCGGAGCCUCUGGCCCGCCUAGCCCUGGCCAUGGAGCUGAGCCGGCGCGUGGCCAGGCUGGGGGGCACCCUGGCCGGUCUCAGCGUAGAGCACGUGCACAGCUUUGCGCCCUGGAUCCAGGCCCACGGGGGCUGGGGGGGCAUCCUGGCAGUUUCACCUGUGGACUUGAACUUACCCCUGGACUGAGCUUUUCCUCAGAAGCUGCUACAAGAUUGGACCUCAUGUCCCUGCACUCUUUUUCCAAGGCUUCCUAUUCCACUCAGGGCUGUGGGGUGGUGCCCACCCUCUCUGUUUUUGCCAAA